Molecule: messenger RNA, 1013 nt
Organism: Neltuma alba
Lineage: Eukaryota; Viridiplantae; Streptophyta; Magnoliopsida; Fabales; Fabaceae
Product: ubiquitin-conjugating enzyme E2 2
Exons: 6
Coding region: 271-729 (152 amino acids)
Source: RefSeq, a predicted model, not a curated record
GGGUUAGGUUUAAAUUAGCAGUGUAUGAUCGAAAAUAGCGCGUAGAAGUGACGGCUGAUUAGGUCCCAACACAACGACGCCAGAGGAGGCCCAUCUUCCUCGAAUCCUCUUCCUCAUCAUCAACUCAACCCAAUUCCCUGUCUUGGUACAUCUCCCGCAUCGCGAUCUGGAGGAUCGUCCUGUUCCCACCCGGAAAGCUGAAUCAUUGAUAUGCUUUACUGAGUCCUGAUCUCUUCAAUCCCUUUUGAUACCUGGUGACUGGUGGUGACAAUGUCGACUCCUGCAAGGAAGAGGCUGAUGAGAGAUUUCAAGAGGCUGCAACAAGAUCCGCCGGCAGGAAUCAGUGGUGCGCCUCAGGACAACAAUAUAAUGCUCUGGAAUGCUGUAAUAUUUGGUCCUGAUGAUACUCCAUGGGACGGAGGAACGUUUAAGCUAACCCUCCAAUUUUCGGAAGAUUAUCCAAACAAACCACCAAUGGUGCGAUUUGUCUCUCGGAUGUUUCAUCCUAAUAUUUAUGCGGAUGGGAGUAUUUGUUUGGAUAUAUUACAAAAUCAAUGGAGCCCCAUAUAUGAUGUAGCUGCUAUCCUAACAUCUAUCCAGUCACUGCUGUGUGAUCCGAACCCAAAUUCCCCUGCGAACUCAGAAGCUGCUCGGAUGUUUAGUGAGAACAAGCGUGACUACAAUCGGAGGGUAAGGGAAAUAGUGGAGCAGAGCUGGACAGCUGACUAAGCACAUCCUUGUAGGCGAAUUCAGCAUAUCUGAAGCUUUGCACAAACGAAUUUAGUGGCAGUCCUUAAGAAUCAAUGUUCAAACUCAAAACUUCAAUUUUAAUUAUGCAUGCAUUGCUAUUCUGAACUUUAGGAUCACCUUGUCUUCAUUGUAGAUUUCGCUUUGUGCCAAUCUGUGUGUAAAAUAGAAAAGUUUGUAAACAUUGGAUUGCUAUCAACAUGGUUCAAUUCAAAAGUUGUAGUUUGCUAAAUGAUUGGGUAAAUGACAUAGAUUUAUUCAAUUAU